Caenorhabditis angaria is the source of this 1396-nucleotide messenger RNA. NCBI's taxonomy places the organism in Eukaryota, Metazoa, Nematoda, Chromadorea, Rhabditida, Rhabditidae. The record is from the annotation of a GenBank genome assembly.
AUGCGGUCAAUACGUUUAACAUUUUUCAUCGUUUUUAUAUCAUUGAUUGGAAUUUCGAAUGGUUUGUAGAUUUGAUAUAUCUUCUUUUGUAAUUAGAUUUUUCUAGGAGUCGACCGAUUUUUGGCAUUUUCAAAAACCGAAUUAUGUGAUGCUGAACCACAUUUGAAAAUGUGCCAGACUGGUAUGUUUCUCACUUUAGGAGAUGAUGUGAAUGCUAAAUUUUUUGAAAUUUUAUUUGGAUUUUCUUGCACGUGUGUACAAGAAAACCCAAAACUUUGCACAACAUAUAGAUUUUUUCCAGCGGCUCGAGCAAGAUCUUCGAAAAUUCUAGAUGGAAAAGGAUUGACAGCUGAUAGAUUAGAACACUUAUCACAAGUACUUAUUUUUUCCACAGUAAUAUUGAUUUUUAAUUAAAAUUUGCAGCAUUCAAAAGAUGGAUUUAUAGAAGAAGAUGGAAAUACUGAAACAUCACUAAAAGAAUCAGAUCCUUUCGAAGAAUUAUCAACACGUUCCCCAAUAAAUGAUCAAGAUACAAUUUCAACACCAACUCGUCAUCUCAAAUCACAUCAUAGACAUCGAUCAAGAAAAUAUAAAAAUCCAUAUGCAUAUUAUCAACAACAAAAUGUUGCCAGAAACAGCGCUCUUUAUAGGUGAGAAAAAUAUAAACAACAAAAAAAAGAACACUUGACGUAAGUAUUUCAUCCGCUCAUAUGAUACUUUUUAAUCCUUCGGCUGAGAAAAAUAAUCCCUCGAAACAUUUGAAUAAAAAAUUAAUAUUUAUGGAAAUAAAAAUAAUGAAAACGUUAACAUCGCAAAAACGUCAAUGUUGUUUUCAGAGUUUACCCGGGACUUCGGCCAAAAGAUCAAAGAUAUUGUGGAGAUAUGAAACCAAUGUUCGCAUAUACUUGUCAACCAAGCAAACCACUUCGUUUAGAUCUUGUUGAAUUUUGUAAAGAUUACUCAGCAUUUUGUCAAGUUCCAAACUUCCACAGAUUGCCAGGUCCACGAAUGGGACCACCAUUAACUGAUAAAGGGGUGAGUUGUUUGCUGUACCGGUUUCUUUGAAUUCCAAAAUUAUUCCCAUAAAUUCCAGGUUGGUCACGUUGAUAUCAAUGGUCACUUUGGUUUUGGUGUUGGCGCCCUUCCAGGUUUCGAAGUUGGUGUUGGAUGGGGUGUUGAUGUUGGACCAAUUCCCGGAAUGGGUGAAAGUGUUGGUGUCGGAGUUGGAUUGGAUUUGGGAAUUAUGGGAGCAAAAUCUCCUGAAGGUUUCCGACGAGGACAAGAUGAUCCAAAUGCCAAAGGAGGUGGUAUUGUUGGAAUCAAUGGCGGUGUUGGUGUGAAAGCACCAGGAGCUGGAAAUGUUGGAGUUGGAAGUGGAAUUGGAGUUGGAAAAUAA